Messenger RNA from Morchella importuna, 807 nucleotides. RefSeq lists its product as uncharacterized. Gene Ontology annotation, biological process: barbed-end actin filament capping; actin cytoskeleton organization; cell morphogenesis. NCBI's taxonomy places the organism in Eukaryota, Fungi, Ascomycota, Pezizomycetes, Pezizales, Morchellaceae. The transcript is spliced from 5 exons. The record is from RefSeq and is a predicted model, not a curated record. Gene Ontology annotation, molecular function: actin filament binding. Gene Ontology annotation, cellular component: actin cortical patch; F-actin capping protein complex; cytoplasm. Bases 1 to 807 code for a protein of 268 amino acids.
AUGUCUUCCCCGGACCCAUUUGAUUCCGCCCUCGAUCUCCUCCGCCGUCUUAACCCUAAACACACGGCCAACAAUGUCAACGCAUUGAUAAAUCUGGUUCCCGACCUUACCGAAGAGCUCCUUUCUUCCGUCGAUCAACCGCUUCAAGUUCAACGUUGCAAAAAGACUGGACGGGACUAUCUCCUCUGUGAUUACAACCGUGAUGGAGAUUCAUACAGGUCCCCGUGGAGCAACGAGUUUGAUCCACCUUUGACCGAUGGAACUCUCCCCAGUGAGAAGGUCCGAAAGAUGGAAGUCGCUGCUAACGAUGCCUUCGAUAUCUAUCGUGAGCUAUACUACGAGGGUGGGGUCUCAAGCGUUUACUUCUGGAACUUGGAUGAUGGCUUUGCUGGUGUUGUUCUUUUGAAAAAAUCUGUUUCGCCAUCAAACAAGUCCAUCGGUUCCUGGGAUUCUAUUCAUGUUUUUGAGGCAACCGACAGAGCUCGGACAGCCCACUACAAGCUCACAUCUACCGUCAUUCUAAAUAUGAUCAACGGCGAUGAAUCCUUGGGCGAGAUGGAUCUUUCCGGUAACAUGACUCGACAGAUCGAACAGACCUUGCCGGUCGAUGACGAUUCCUCGCACAUCGCGAAUAUCGGCAAGUUGGUAGAGGAUAUGGAGCUCAAGAUGAGAAACUUGCUCCAGGAAGUUUACUUUGGAAAGGCGAAAGAUGUUGUUGGUGAUCUUAGGAGUAUUAAUUCCUUGACAGAGGCACAGAGGGAUAGAUCUGUACACCAAGAGAUGAUUACCUCUAUGGGAAAGCGGUAA